Trichoderma virens Gv29-8 is the source of this 1325-nucleotide messenger RNA. RefSeq lists its product as uncharacterized. Lineage: Eukaryota; Fungi; Ascomycota; Sordariomycetes; Hypocreales; Hypocreaceae. Gene Ontology annotation, biological process: pentose-phosphate shunt; pentose-phosphate shunt, non-oxidative branch; carbohydrate metabolic process. Gene Ontology annotation, cellular component: cytoplasm; intracellular anatomical structure. The coding region runs from base 112 to 1086 and encodes 324 amino acids. The transcript has 6 exons. The record is from RefSeq and is a predicted model, not a curated record. Gene Ontology annotation, molecular function: transaldolase activity.
UGCUCUCCUACUUCCAUCUCCAUACCUCCACAACACAACCACUCGUCCUGAUAUCCUCCUUUCUACCAGCUUCUUUUUUCCCUUUCCAACAUUCCUCCUCACACAGACACAAUGAGCAGCUCUCUUGACCAGCUUAAGGCCUCUGGCACCGUUGUCGUUUCUGACACUGGUGACUUUGCUGCCAUUGCCAAGUACAAGCCUCAGGAUGCCACCACCAACCCCUCUCUCAUCCUGGCUGCCUCCAAGAAGCCCGAGUACGCCAAGCUGAUAGAUGUUGCCAUCGACUACGGCAAGGCCCAGGGCGGUGACAUCGACCACCAGGUCGACACUGCUCUCGACCGCCUGCUGGUCGAGUUCGGCAAGGAGAUUCUGGCCAUUGUCCCCGGCAAGGUCUCCACCGAGGUUGAUGCCCGAUUCUCCUUCGACACCAAGGCCUCCGUCGACAAGGCCCUGCACAUCAUCGAGCUCUACAAGGACCUCGGUAUCCCCAAGGAGCGCGUCCUCAUCAAGAUUGCCUCCACCUGGGAGGGUAUCAAGGCUGCUGAGAUUCUGCAGCGCGACCACGGCAUCAACUGCAACCUGACCCUCAUGUUCUCUCUCCCCCAGGCCAUCGGUGCUGCUGAGGCCGGUGCCUUCCUCAUCUCUCCCUUCGUCGGCCGUAUCCUUGAUUGGUUCAAGGCCAGCACCAAGAAGGAGUACACCAAGGAGCAGGACCCCGGUGUCGCCUCUGUCAAGAGCAUCUUCAACUACUACAAGAAGUUCGGCUACAAGACCAUUGUCAUGGGUGCUUCAUUCCGAAACACUGGCGAGAUUACUGAGCUCGCUGGCUGCGACUACCUGACCAUCUCCCCCAACCUGCUCGAGGACCUCCUCAACUCCACCGAGGCUGUCCCCACCAAGCUGGACAGCGCCGCUGCCGCUGCUCUGGACAUUGAGAAGAAGACCUACAUCAACGACGAGGCUACCUUCCGAUUCGACUUCAACGAGGACCAGAUGGCCGUCGAGAAGCUGCGUGAGGGUAUCAGCAAGUUCGCUGCCGAUGCCGUCACCCUCAAGGACAUCCUGAAGCAGAAGCUGUCUGCUUAAAUUGUGAGGUAUGAGCGGUAGGGUGUGUGUGUAUGUGUGGCGCGGGUGCCUAAGUUGCUAGCGAGGGAGAAUGCCUACAAAGAAUCGGCAACUCGAAGGUAUAUUUGCGAUGAGAUAUGGUUUGGCUGUUGAAACAAAAAUGCAGAGGGGUCCUAAAAUGUGGUUAGCGGCCCGUGACUUUUAUGUAUCUACGGAUUGUUUGAAAAUAGCAAAAAAAGAAAAACGAUUGUAAUGCCCAA